Tigriopus californicus is the source of this 866-nucleotide messenger RNA. RefSeq names its product U7 snRNA-associated Sm-like protein LSm11 (gene Lsm11). Gene Ontology annotation, biological process: mRNA 3'-end processing by stem-loop binding and cleavage. Lineage: Eukaryota; Metazoa; Arthropoda; Copepoda; Harpacticoida; Harpacticidae. Gene Ontology annotation, cellular component: U7 snRNP. Gene Ontology annotation, molecular function: U7 snRNA binding. The record is from RefSeq and is a predicted model, not a curated record.
GCCUCGCCGGAGCCUCGAACUUCUCGUUUACGAAUUGAGCGCGUCUUUGAAUGGGAUGUCCCGCCCGAUCCACCCCCCUCCACCUCCAUGUACUCACCUGCCUUUGAUCCGCUGGGUGCUCUGUACACGCCCAAUGUGGCUGCCAUCCCGGAAGUGCACUUGAUCCCCGGGCCCAUCCGGACCUUUGAUCACGUGGGACAAUACGAGGCCUUUCGAGAUGGAAGAAUCCAGGCCUCCGAGCAAAAAGCACGGGCCAAAAAGGCCGAGCAAGCUGCGGCGCAAGAGGCGCCGCUUCAACGAAGAUUCUUGCCCGAACAGAUGCCCGUACCCGUGGACGGACCGCCGGGCAAGAACGUGUUGACCUACAUGGAACGGCAAGCCACCAAGGGCGGACCCAUGGCCUUCUUAUCGGAAUGCGUGAAUCAACGCAUCCGAGUCAAGGUCGUAGUUCGCGGAGCGGUCAGUAUCCGAGGCUCGCUGGAGGCCUUUGUAUUGGCCUUUGAUAAAUAUUGGAACCUGGUCUUGUCGGACGUGGACGAGCUGUUCAGUCGGAAACGGCGCGGUCCCAGUAUGUUCACUGAUCAAGAUGCGACCGAGGCCAAUGUCUGGACUUGGCGGAAUCCCAACCGUCCCAAGGGAUCGCAGAAGAAGCGGACACCCGUCAAAACGGAACAAGUGGGUUCCACUACCCUUCAUAUUCUCAAAACGCGACGGAAAACCGAACUAUGUCAACGUCAUUUGCCCCAAACUUUACUUCGAGGCGAACAUAUCGUCACCGUGGCCAAACUGAAAUAGAAUCUAGGGCUGUGAUAGUAUCUUUGUAUGAAGAGUGGUUUUGAUGACUGGAUGGAUAUUCAUAUUUUAGA